Molecule: messenger RNA, 507 nt
Organism: Guillardia theta CCMP2712
Lineage: Eukaryota; Cryptophyceae; Pyrenomonadales; Geminigeraceae
Exons: 1
Coding region: 1-507 (168 amino acids)
Source: RefSeq, a predicted model, not a curated record
AUGCCCAGCUCAGUUCGCUCAAGGGGUAAGAAAAACGACAUGUCUGGGAGGCAUGGCUUAGAGCGAACGUCCUCUUCGGGGUCGACUCGUCAGGGCAGUGCAUGCAGUCGAAGGAAGAACAUUGGAGUCAACGACCUCUACUUUUACGUCGAGCUUUGUCACUCGCAUGGCCGAGAGGUCGGUCAAGCAUGGCUGUCGCAAGCAACGGGAGUCAAGGUGAGCGAUGAGGACACAGCAAAAGAACCUGGGAUUGAGGAGCUGCAGUACAUCACCUGUGAAGGGUUCAGCGAUACAAAUGUCUUCGAAUACCUUGUUUCACUGCUAAAGCACCUGUGGGUUUUGUUUCUUGCAAUGCUUGCUUGGCGGCCAACCCGUUCAGCCAGUGAGUGUUCACCCGAGUCGAAGCAGAAGAAGAAGAAGAAGAAGAAUUUACACUCUGUGAUGAGGAGUAUCAAGGAAGAAGAGCUUGCUGGUGCGACGGCUCCACCACAGUCGGCGCUGAGCUAA